CGUCCUUAUAAAUAGUGGUAUUAACUUUAUUGUUUUUCUUUUGUGGGCCACUUGCUUUGCUCUUUGAUCCUUUAUCCUUUUUGCUUCACUGAACCCCUGUUGAUGCCACCAUCUCAAUCCUCAGCGUGUCACGUUCGCUUUGACGAUCAUCUCCUUUCCCCUAUGGCAUCUUCCAUAUCAUUUCCCGAAUACCCAACGCAUAAGCCUUUGAAAUCCGCUCUAAGGCGUUCUUCGGUGCAACUUUCAACGUCUCCUAGAAUGAGCGCAUUGCCAUCGAAUGAUUCGAGGAUAUCGCUUUCUAGCUCUUUGGAUAGCUCCAAAGCCCCUAAAUCAAAUUCAUCUCGCAAGACAGUAAAGACAAAGUCUAAGAACAAGAAAAAGGAUUUUCAAGCGUUCUAUCUGAACCAGACGUUGUCAGAUCCAUUGAACGGCCUGCUGGAUGUAACUGCCGACCCAGUUCUGAACAUGAAAUUCAGCCAAGAUGGUUCCUAUCUUGCAACCGCCAGCAAAGGCGGUAUCAUUCGCAUCUGGCAAUUAUCACCUGAUUCCUACUCCAUAGAUGAGUUAUUUGUGACGAAACCAAUCCAAGAAUUCACUAGUCAUAAAGCAGCUGUCUUAGAUUUGAGCUGGUCCAAGAACAACUUUUUACUCUCUAGUUCCAUGGACAAAACCGUACGCCUAUGGCACGUGGAAAGGAGCGAGUGUUUGUGCAUUUUUCAACAUUAUGAUAUCGUUACUUGUGUAGAGUUUCAUCCGAAGGAUGAUCGAUUCUUCCUAUCUGGAUCCAUCGAUGCCAAGCUUAGAAUAUGGAAUAUUCCUGGUCAGCGCGUCCAUGUAUGGAACAAGAUUUCCGACACUCAUAUGAUUACGGCGGCUGGAUUUACAAAGGAUGGAACCAAAGUAUGCGCAGGUUCAGCCAUGGGAGCAUUCUUUGUCUAUUCUGCCACCACUCUUGAACUUGAACAUGAAAUCAGUUUGGGCACGGACAGAAAAGUUACUGGCAUUGAAUAUUCUCCCACGCACCCAUCGAUGGUUUUAGUUUCGAGCAAUGACUGUAUGGUGCGCCUAGUAAAUUGCGAUAACCAAAAAUCGAUAUGCAAUUUUAAAGGGUCUGUAAAUACCAAAAUGCAAAUUUCUGCAAGUUUCAGUGACGAUGGUAAAUAUGUAGUAUGCGGAAGUGAAGACAGACGUGUUUACAUAUGGAAAACAAUGGCACAAUUCUAUCAUCAGGAAACCACCGAUGAUAGUGUAACCGACACAGAAACCUCAUCGGUCAAAACAGAUGCCACUGAACCCAUGACGAAGAAGCAGCUCAAAGAAAUUGCAAAGCGGCAAAAGGAAAUUGCCAAGCAAGAAAAAAAGGCGGAGAAAGCGAGAAAAAAGGAAGAAAAACUACUUAUCAAAAAAUUGGCCAAAAAUGAACCAGAAUCAUUUGAAGCCCAUAAACAUACCGUAAUAUCAGCCGUGAUGGCGCCAAUGAAAACACGCCAAUUACUUGCCGUUGACGGUGUAGUCAUGAUCACGGCUGACGAAACAGGAUGCAUUCGAAUAUGGACCUGUACAUCUACCACUGAUAGCGACCAGUCGAGUUCAUCUGAAAAAUCUUCAUGAAAACAAAAAUUACCCAGAAAGAAUACCAUGCUAAAGAAAUACCACAGAAAUUGUGAAUACUUGUACGAUCAAGAGCAAAUACAUAAAU
Messenger RNA from Umbelopsis ramanniana AG, 1699 nucleotides. RefSeq lists its product as uncharacterized. The transcript has 5 exons. Bases 103 to 1611 code for a protein of 502 amino acids. NCBI's taxonomy places the organism in Eukaryota, Fungi, Mucoromycota, Umbelopsidomycetes, Umbelopsidales, Umbelopsidaceae. Gene Ontology annotation, molecular function: protein binding. The record is from RefSeq and is a predicted model, not a curated record.